This is a messenger RNA of Pelodiscus sinensis (Chinese soft-shelled turtle), 4076 nucleotides long. The record is from RefSeq and is a predicted model, not a curated record. NCBI's taxonomy places the organism in Eukaryota, Metazoa, Chordata, Testudines, Trionychidae.
CUUAUUCCCCAUUGGCCGUUGCUUCCCACGUGCCGAGGGAGCUAACGUGUUGGAGGCUGCGCACUCCGGCUGGGGACGCGACUGGACGUUGUAGGGGGUUGGUGGGGCCUAGCUCCGCAGGGGCGACCGACCCCAUGGGCGCCUGCGGCUACGCGGAGUGCGGGGCGGGCCGCGCCCGCUGAAGGGAAAUGCCGGGACCUGCUGGGCUGUCGUGAGCAGGGACAGUGUAGGAGGAGCUAGGUAUAGCUCUAGUACCGUGUCUUGCAAGUGCUGAGCAGGAAAGAAGAGAGAACAGGGAAUUAAAAAUGAGGCCUUGUGAGUCUGAAAAUACAUCAUAGUUCUUUGAAAAAUCCUUAGUGAUCUUGACAAUGUUACAAGUGACAUAAAUUAGCCAGUGGCACAGAGUGAUGGAUUCCCAGAAGACUGGAAAUGGUUUGCAAGUGAUUGGACAAGGGACUGGUAUAGGGAUAUCUACACUCCACAUGGUGGGGUAUUUGGGAAAAAACUGUAAUUCUUCUGAACUAACAUCAGAUGAUUGCUGCCCAGUCUGCAAAAAGAAGGGCCUCAUACAAGCUUUACAGAUUUACCGCAUUAGUUUUCAAGAAUCUAUUUCCCUUUGUGAAAAUCCACAGUGCAUCUACCCUCUGGGCUAUAAACCACUAAAAAAAAUCAUAAUUCCUGUUGAUUCAAAAAAUCAUCAAACUCAGAGAAAAAGGAAGAUUUUUGAAAUCAGUCCUACAACUUCCCCCAUUGACUCAUGUUCAAAGCAAGCUAGGACUAACAAUUUGAUAGAUGCUGAGCACACUUUACACUUGAGAACAAGAUCAGUGUUUAAUGGCUAUAAUUUAUGUAUGACCCAGCCAUGCCUACCUGAUUUAUCACAGGAUGAUCAGCAGAAACCUAGUGGCACAGUUGAGUCUCUGAAGCAUAAUGUUGACUUGGGAACUAUUAUUUCUGUUGGUGGUGCACAAGAAAGUUCUGACUCCAGUUCCAAAACACAACUUUUGCCAAAUUUGGAACUUGGUUCAGUAACAUCUGAAAUCUUGGAUGAAGACAGUCAGCCUUCAUUGAACGUUGAGCAUUUGUGUCUUCAGUGGAGGAACACGUAUGCUCUAUGUUGGUUACAUUGUAUUCUGUCAGCACUGGUACACUUAGAAACCUUAAGGAUUGCUGUGACUGAAGCAUGCAUUGAAGAAUCUGUAAUCCAGUGGCUGUUUACAAAAUAUAAUCAAGCGACUGCACUCUUGAAUGCGUGCCAAACAAAUAAGCUAAAAGAUGUUCUUCCAAAAGCUGAGUCACAUCUAAAUGAAAUCAGAGAUACAAUAUUCGCUCAACUUCAACCCCAGUUAAAGUGUCAGUUGGGUGAGGAAGAAAGUCCAGUCUUUGCAUUCCCUUUGCUUUUACGAAAGGACCCCCAAGCUGAAGCACUUUUCCUGCAUUCUUUUUCAUGGAUGUUUGAAUGUUUACAUUGUGGCUACAGCCACCAAGACAGGUGUAGAAAGACUCUGACGACAUUUACAAAUGUAAUCCCUGACUGGCACCCACUUAAUGCUAUUCAUGUUGCUCCCUGUAAUGCAUGUAAUGAUAAAUCUCAAAGAAGAAAAAUGAUUUUGGAAAAAGUACCUUCAAUAUUUAUGCUACAUUUCGUAGAAGGUUUGCCACAUAAUGACCUGAAGAAAUACUCAUUUCAAUUUGAAGGCGAUUUCUACGAAACAACAGCUGUUAUUCAGUAUCAACAAGAUCCCACACACUUCAAAACCUGGGCAUUGAAUCCUGAUGAAAGUUGGCUUGAAUGUGAUGAUAUAAAAGGUCCUUAUAGCAAAAGACAUAAGAGAUUUGAAGUUCCUCCUUCAGAAAUUCACAUACUCAUCUGGGAAAGGAAAGCAUCCCAAGUGCCAAAUAAAAUUAACUCAGAGGUUCCAAAUAAAAAAUCUGAAAAUCUUCCUCUUCAUGAUGCAUGGACAAGUUCUCCAGUGCUGCACUGUGAGGGUGAUAACGCUAUAGACAGAAUACCUACAGAAUAUAACAAAAUGGAGAUUGUGAGCAUUCCAGUUAAUGAACAACAGAAAGUGGCCACAGAUCAUGCAAAUAGCUUGCUAUCUGGCUUAGAAAAUUUGGCAGAUGAUGAUGUUAUAACACUGACGCUUGUAGAAAUUAAAGUUGAUUCUGAAGGUAAACCAUUGGACAAUGGACAGAUGAUGGGAAAUAACGUAAUUGCUGAAACGGGCAUGCUGAAACAACAGGUGUCAUCUUGUACAGAUGUUUGUAGUCAGACUACCUCCAGCAAUAUGUGCAUACCAUCUGAAAAUGCCAGGACUUCCUUACAUCUAGGACAGUUGAACCUAGCAAAUACAAUACCUAUUCCUACAAACCGUUGCAGUGAUUCAUCAGUACUAUCACAUGAUCAAGGGGCAGAAGGCAAAGCUAGGCCAGUCAACACUGAGAAUAUCAGGUUAAAUUCAGAACUCUUGCAGAACAAGAAAUUACCAUUAAUAGAGACUGUUUCACAGAAAUCAUCUGACACCAGAAACACAAGCAAAACUGUAGCAGACUCUCAGGGUGCAACUUUGUCUGCUACAGAUAAUUUCUCCCAGUCUUCCCAUAAAGAUCAAAAGAAAGGAUUUGUAGGAAGUUGGGUAAAGGGGUUACUAAGCAAGCAUAAUACCUUCCUGUCUUCAAGUGCCUCUGCUCAUUAUCAUAAUGAGAAAAGUUACAAAAGUCCUUCAAGCAUUACUGACUUGCCCUUUGCCGCUAAGGGUGCAGCUAGCUUUGGUGGCUUUCAAGCCAAAGGUACAAACAAAACAACCGAGGAGGUGCCUAAAUCAGUUGUUUGUCAAGGUAGAAAUCUUUCCUCUGUGUUAACAAACAUCACUGGUCCUUCUGUACAUGCUCAUCUACCUGCAGUAAACCCUGUAGUUGAUGGUCAAACUUUGAAUAAGUCUGGAAGCCCAUUGGACACCCAAGGUAAAGUAAUUCCCAACAUGCCCAUCUUUCAUUCCAAACCCAGCCAUGGUGAAAAUGGAAAUCACAAAUCUGAUGGGAAGGAUAAAGAAUCAGAUGCUAACAAAAUUCACAAACUUCGUUUAAAACUGCUUAAAAAACUGAAGGCUAAAAAGAACAAGUUGGCUUCACUUGAUAGGCUGGCAAAGGCUCAGAUGUGUAAUGGAAGCUCUCCAAAUAGAGACGUAAAAGAUCUGUUACAGACUGAAUCUCAUCGUGAAACUGAAUCAAUACAGAAUUUAUUGGAGGAACUACAAUAUCAGAUUGAUGUUGCAGAUAAUGGCUCUUUAUGUAGUACAAACUCCAACAUGUCAUUUUUCAGUAGCCAGAGUAAUGCAGAAUUUUUAGCAGACUUAUUAUCUCCUACUUCAACUGUUGCUUCAUCAAUGUAUCCAAAACAUGAAGAUGAGUGUAGAUACUUGGAAAUGGUGGAUAGUAAUAGUGCAGCGCCAGUGCAUAGUGAGAGAACCAACCUCUCUCACUGUGUCACUGUCAUAAACGAAGACCAUAAUUAUUACAGUACUGUAAAAGAAAAUAAGUCUGAAGGUCAUACAGACUCGGUAACAAACACCUCUUGCUUGAAAAAACUUUCUUUUGAAAGUCCUAUGAAGGAAGAUAUUCUUGAAGAUCUGUUCUCCUCUGCAUUGUUGAACUCAAUAGCAGGCAACAUUGAUUUACCUCAUUUUGACGAAACUCUGUUUGAAACUUAAUUAUAGUAAUAUUUGUUUUUAACAUUGAGAAUUUUGUAUAACUAUUUGCACAUACAGUACUAUUAAAUUAUUUUUUCCAAACUAGUUUAUUUGCACAUUGGCUGUACUUGAACAUUUAAAAUCUGAAGUAUUCAUCUCUUAAAUUUUAUUAUGAUUGGUGAAUGAUACUUUAGUCUUGUUUAGCUUUCUCAAUAUAUUAUUUGAUUGAAAGAGUUGAGGAUCUUUCAGAGAACCUUUGAAUGUACAUUAAUUUUUUUCCUUCUCUGGUGUGCAUUUUUGUGCAUGUUAAUUUAGACAGGUGAGAAUGAAAAUAGUUUUCUGGACUAUAGGAAUAAUGUUUAUAAAAUAUUGGAUUAUUUUUUCAAG